Messenger RNA from Momordica charantia (bitter melon), 1264 nucleotides. RefSeq names its product phosphoglycerate mutase-like protein 1. Gene Ontology annotation, molecular function: phosphatase activity. NCBI's taxonomy places the organism in Eukaryota, Viridiplantae, Streptophyta, Magnoliopsida, Cucurbitales, Cucurbitaceae. Gene Ontology annotation, cellular component: cytoplasm. The record is from RefSeq and is a predicted model, not a curated record.
UUUUCGUAGCAUUUGGGAGCACUGAAUAAAUGGAGGAAUAUUAUUAGUAUAUAUAGCUAUACUCAUCAUGUUUCCUAUUCCAAAGAAGUGUGCCAACAAUUAUUGAAUUCCUCCUCCUACUCCGUUAUUCGCAUUUCAGCUUCAGACUACAGAUAUGGAUGUUGCAGCGGCUGUAAAUUUGUAUCCAUCGCACCGCACUAAAAUUAUUCAUCUGGUGAGGCAUGCCCAAGGAUUCCAUAAUGUGGCAAUUGAUGAGAACUGGACGGCAGCUUUAUCUGAGGACUAUUUUGAUGCUCGACUUACUCCUUUAGGAUGGGAACAGACCGAUGCUCUGCGCAAACAUGUACGAUCAUCUGGAUUUUUUAAGACAAUUGAGUUAGUCAUCACAUCCCCCAUGUCAAGGACUAUUCAAACAGCUGUUGGAGCUUUCGGCGGUGAAGAGCACUCGGAUGAUCUAAAUGUUCCUCCAUUAAUGGUGGAAGAUGCCGGAGAUAGCAACCGUCCUGCAAUAUCGAGUUUGAACUGUCCGCCAUUUUUGGCAAUAGAGGAUUGUCGAGAAUCUAUUGGUAUUACUCCAUGUGACAGAAGGCGAAACAUUAGCGAGUAUCGACCUCUUUAUCCUGCCAUCGAUUUUUCAAUGAUUGAACAUGAUGAGGAUGUUUUGUGGAAGCCAGACGUCAGAGAAACCGAUGAUGAAAUGGCUGCCAGGGGACUGAAGUUUUUUAAAUGGUUGUUGACUCGAAAGGAGAAGGAGAUCGCGGUUGUCAGCCACAGUGGAAUCUUAUUUAAUUCAAUGCGUGAAUUUGGAAAUGAUUGCGAUGUAUUUAUACAGAGUGAAAUCCGCGAAUAUUUUGCCAAUGCGGAGCUUCGUUCCAUUGUUCUUAUUGAUAGGAGUAGGAUCGGAUCAGACUCCUCGAAUAAUUUCCCAGGAGGAAUACCGCGAGGACUUGAUCUUCCUGUCGACAUUGCAAUUAAGAAGAAUCCAGAGUUUCAGAAACGCCUGAAAAGCUUAGUUAAGUGAUAUCACCAAAGAGUUCUAAUUACCUUCUUGUUCCUUUCUUUGGGAGCUUUGUUGAAUUCUGAAAAAACUUUGUUGAAGUUAUUAUCUACCAAGACAGGUUGAGACUUUAGAUUUAGACUACAUCUGUAUGUUUGUAUCUUAAGAAUUGUGUUUGUCUGUAUCGUAUCUAUCAGUUGUACUGUAUGCUUGCUUUUCUAUUCUAUUCAGUAUAAUAAAAUGAAGAACAAUUUCUAUUCUGUAUAA